ACGGAGGGGAUGAGAUUAGAUGCUAACUGAUUAAAGGGUUGGCACGGUACUAACCACUUCUCUAAUCGUUGGAUUAAAAUAUCAAUUUAAGAGUAAGAAUUAAAUGGAGGUUAUUUUAGUAAGUGUAUUCAUUAGUUCUCCUAAACCCUAAGAAACUCUCGCCCUCUCUCUCACAAUUCCCUCUACAAGAAAAUGACUCACUGCCUCCCAUGUCUCUCUCUACUGCAAACCACUCCCUGCUACUACCAAGACUGUAGAUCUAGAAUGGAGGUCAAGGUCGAGGUCGCUGUUGCUAUCUACCGGCGAGGGACAGCGGAGCAAAACGGAGGGAGAGUUUCAUCGAGAUCCAUCCCUCGCUGCUGCGGCGUUGUCGAUGUGGCCGCCAGCGUAAACGAAGACGAUGGGCUGGAGAUGUGGUUCGAUUCUGCAGAGAGCCCGAGAUCCAUCAAUCGCCGCCACAACGAAGUCAAUUCCGCCGGCAACGGCGCCGAGUCGUCAGCGUCUCUUGCUCCUAUUCCGCCCGCAACAACGUCGAUUUCCACCCGCAACGACGCUGACCUUGUCUGCGUUGGCUUCCCACCACCAUUGUCGUCAAUUGCUCGUGGAUAGCAUGCGUGUGGAAGAACGAGAAUUUUUUCCAGAUCUAUAUUAUUAUUUGAUUAGUAGUGAUUUUGGGUUAGUAGUGAUUGUGGUGUAUUGUUUUUCAUAUGUAUUAGUAGUUAUUCUUAUUGUAAUCAAUAGUUGAUCAGUCAUAUUUGUAAAGUAUUAGUAGUGUUUUGUAUAUUAGUAGUAAUAUUUGUUCUCUGUAGUACUUUAUUCAUUUACAAUAUUAUUCUUUCCAAACAUCAUCAACUUCUUCUAUUUAAAAAUGUUACUAAAAACAACGAAGUAGUUUUUUCUCUAGUAUUUUUUAACGUUAAAGUUCUUUGUGAAUGAGGAGAGAGAUAAUUUAAAUUUAAUUUGACUAAAUACCAAUAAAGCCCUCUGUUGUCCCUUGGUUAGGACGGUGCUAACUCUUAUACAAUUAGCACCAUAAUUCCUCCUACGGAUGGGCUAUUAGGUCCUUUGUUUAAAAUCCACAUGGACGAUUGAAAAUAGAAAAGAGAGGAAGGCUUUAUUAAUUCACGUGGGUCAUUGAAACAGAAAGGGUGCAGAUGGGCUUUAUUAGGUAAAUUAAGAGCAGAAAAUGAUGAACGGGCUUUAUUAACUAUUUGAUGGGUUAAAAUUUAGUGUUCGUUUGGAAGUUGCGAUUGUUUUGUUGAGAUUGUCAUUAUGCAUGUAUUGUUUACAAUAUAUCGUUUUUUUAGCAGAAACAAUACAUGGAUUGUUUAUGUAAUGUGACAGAAACUAUCACUCAUUUUGAGUGAUUGUUAUAUCUCAACUUUUAGUUGUGAUUGUUGAGAUAGUUGAGUUGAGAUUGUUUUGUCUCAUUUAGCUGAUGCGACAUACACAAUCACACAUACCAAACGUUGUAUUCUACAAUGCAUCAAAUUCGACAAUACAUGUAUAAUAUUAUACAUGCAUUCUCAACAAUACAUCUAUUUAACAAUCGCAACUUCCAAACGACCCCUUAAAACCUGAAUCCUAAACACCAAUGCCAAAUUCGAAAAAGGUACAUCAUGAAGUUUAAAUAUGUUAUUGGAAUUCUCAGUACAUUUGUUUUAGUUAGUGUGUUCUCUCAACAUAUCUAAGGACAUUAUUUAAUAUUGUUUGCGGUCAAUAAAAUAUUAUGUAUUAUAGGAUUAUCAAAUCUAAGAGACAACAAUAUUAUAUAAUACUAACAUAAUGCUCGUAUAACAAGGUUGUCAAACCGGUUUAUUUAGUAAGGGGUCGUUUGGAUGAGUGUUUUGAAUGAGUUAUUUUGGCACAAAUAACUCUUUUUGAGUUAUUUGGGCUAAAAUAACUUGUUUGGCAAUUGAUUUGGCUGAUGUGGUAUUGUGGGCCGCGUUUUUUGAGAAUAACCCAUAAACGCAGUAUUCUAAAUACCACAUAGGGAGAUGUUAUUUGGAAAUAACGCGUUCAACGCUUUUCUCAUCCCAACUCUGUCCCUGCUUUUUCUAUUUCUUCCAGUCCAACUCUCUCCUCACUUCUUCUUUCUUUUUUCUUCGACCCUUUGAUUCUCCUUUGGGGAGCCAAAAUCAAUUGAGCCAAAAUUGAUUUCGUGGCUACUUUUGGAUUCUCCUCUUCGUGCAGAUCAGAUAGAGUAUGCAUAAGCUUAGGUUGCGAAGAACAAAGUGGAAGGAAAGUUAAUCGGCGGCGACGAACGACGAUCUUCUUCUGCGACGAGGCGGCGGCGACGAGGAUGCGAUGGCGACGGCAACACUGGGUUCUCUCGCAGGUUUCUCUAUGUUUCUCGGAGUGUGGCGAGCUUCAUUGACGGUGGCAAGGACGACAUGGAUAGAGACGACGACGACACAGAAACGAGAUAGGAGAGAGGAAUUAGUUUUCGGAUUUAAAGACCGGCCAGGAAUUAUGACGACUGUCGCCGGAUUUCUUCAAUCCCCUACUGUUCUCCCUCUAUGACUAUUCAAUGUAGUCAAAAGCGAGUUUUUAUGUAGAAACGUUUUGAUGAUCUAGAAGCGUAAAAUCGUAAGUUUCUAAGUUUUAAAGCGGAGUUUUUAACUAUAUAAGUUAUAAAAACUGAGAUUCUGU
Linum trigynum is the source of this 2652-nucleotide messenger RNA. NCBI's taxonomy places the organism in Eukaryota, Viridiplantae, Streptophyta, Magnoliopsida, Malpighiales, Linaceae. The record is from the annotation of a GenBank genome assembly.